Molecule: messenger RNA, 1017 nt
Organism: Naegleria gruberi
Lineage: Eukaryota; Heterolobosea; Eutetramitea; Acrasida; Naegleriidae
Exons: 1
Coding region: 1-1017 (338 amino acids)
Source: RefSeq, a predicted model, not a curated record
AUGCACACAAAACAUUCAUUAUAUUUUGCAUGCAUUCUCAUUCUAUUGCUUUCUUUCGUUAUCACUUUUUCGAAAGCAACAAGUUCCUCAUGUAGAUCACCAUCUGAUACAUCUUCAUCAUCUUCUAAACGUACCACCACACUUUCAGCAGCUCAUGUUGAAGAAUUAUUAGAAUCUGAACUCUUAUCUGCUCAUUUAACAUUGUCAACUGAGGAAGAAUUAGAUGAAGAAGAUUUGGAAUAUUUUCAUGAGGUAACUAGUGAACAAGUGAAUACUUUACGUUUUGGUAGAAGAUUCAGAAGAGCCUUUAGAAGACUUAGACGUGUUGUUAGAAGAAUUGGUCGUGCUGUUGGACGUGUGGUUAAAGCAGCUGUCAAACUUGUUAAAAAAUUGACAGGUGUUUUCAGAAGAAGAAAGGCUGCUCAAAUUAUUGCAAAUUCUGUUCAAACUUUCAAUGGAUAUACUGGUCCAACAAAAAGUAAAUUGGAAUCUAGACGUCAAUUUGAUGGUAGUUCGCUAAGUACUGUGACAGGUGCCACUCAAACUCUUAAAUCUGCUUCAAAGGUUGCAAAAUCUACAAAGAGAAAGAGUAAGAAAGCAAAGAAAUCCAUCUUGAAAAAAUUCGGUAAAAGAUUAGGUAAAAGAUUAGCCAAUAGAUUAGUUUCUUCCAUGAACAAAUUAUUGAAGAAAACUAAAAAAACUUCAACAAGUAGCACUAGUAGCAGCACCUCUUCCAAAUGUGUUGCUUGCAGAGUUGACUGUAUGAAGGAAUAUUCAGGCAUUGGAGCUCUCUACACUGGUUGCACCUCUCAAUAUUAUUAUUAUGGAUGUCAAUUGGUUGCUCCAUGUUUGAAGACAUCAACUGCUGACGACGAUGAAAUUGAAGGAAUGGUUGGAAUUUGUGCCUACAGAAAUGGAUGUAAAUUCAAAUCUGAAUGGAGAAGUGUUGGAACAGUUGAUUCAGUAACAAACAAAUUACUCAAAAAGAUUCGAGCUAGUGCUGUAGAUCCAGAGUAA